UCUGACUACUUUAGUAGCUGCGUGCAACAAAUCAUGGUGUUCUUCCGGUGAUUAAGAAAAAUUUGUGCGGCCCAUUUUUUCCCCUUUUAUUCUACUGCCUUUCAGUUCUAUUCGCGGCCUCUUGAAGCGGUUACAUUGGACGUUUCCUGUUAUCUGGCUGUUUCAUGAAUAAUCAUUUCCCAGGUCGUCAAUUCUCAACGUUACUUGAUUCUGUUAAAUUAAAACCCAGUUCUUUAAAACCCUUCAAUGAUGGGAUUUCAAGGAGAAGGAAUUGGUAUCCAAUUCCAAUACCCUUCAGAACAAUCCCUGAACCCAGAGGUCAAGACCUUGACUUUGUGAAUGUUGCACAUAGCCACCUUAUUCACUCUGAUUGGGAUAAGCUCAAUGCUUUGUCUACUCACUUGACCCCAUUUAGGGUUAAGCAUAUUCUGUUGAGGAUUCAAAAGGACCAUGUUCUUUCUCUUGAGUUCUUCAAUUGGGUUCAAACUCAGAACCCCACUUCACAUUCCCUUGAAACUCGUUCAAUGAUUCUUCACAUUCUCACCAGAAACCAGAAAUUUAAAUCCGCAGAAUCUGUCUUGAGGACUAUUAUUGCGUCUGGUUCAUUGGAAUUGCCAGCUAAGUUGUUUGAUUCGAUUCUGUAUUCUUAUCGAAUAUGUGAUUCUUCUCCUCGUGUAUUUGAUUUAUUGUUCAAGACUUAUGCACACACAAAGAAGUUUAGGAAUGCUACAGUUGCUUUUUGUCGAAUGAAGGAUUAUGGGUUUUUCCCUACUGUUAAGUCUUGUAAUGCAUAUUUGAGCUCGUUGCUUAAUUUACAUAGAGAGGAUAUUGCUUUGGGAUUCUACAGAGAGAUGCAGCGUUGCAGGAUAUCUCCCAAUAUAUACACUUUCAAUAUGGUUAUUGAUGCAUUUUGCAAGUCAGGAAAACUUGAGAAGGCUGUGGAGGUGUUGAGAGAAAUGGAGAGUGUUGGUUUUAGUCCUACCAUUGCAUCUUACAAUACGUUGAUUAGAGGGCAUGCUGACAAGGGUCUAAUGAGCUUGGCUAUGAAGCUUAGAAACUCAAUGGGGAAGGAUGGUGUGCUUCCAAAUGUGGUUACUUAUAACACCCUUAUAAAUGGUUUUUGUAAGGAUGAUAAAUUACAUGAAGCAAACAAGGUUUUCAUUGAGAUGAAAGCCCUGAAGGUGGCUCCAACUGUUGUAACUUACAAUACUCUGAUAAAUGGGUACAGCCAAGCAGGUAAUAGUGAGAUGGGCAACAGGCUUUUUGAGGAGAUGUCAAAGAAUGGAGUUAAGGCUGAUAUACUGACUUACAAUGCAUUGAUACUGGGACUAUGCAAAGAGGGUAAGACAAAGAAGGCAGCUUAUCUGGUUAAAGAACUUGAUAAGGAGAACUUAGGUCCGAAUGCUUCAACAUUUUCUGCCCUUAUUAGUGGGCAGUGUGUCAGGAAGAACUCUGACCGUGCAUUCCAGAUUUACAAGAGUAUGGUCAGGAGUGGUUUCCAUCCAAAUGAACAUAUUUUUAAUAUGUUGAUUUCUACCUUUUGCAAGAAUGAGGAUUUUGAUGGAGCAGUGCAGGUAUUGAAUGAUAUGAUUGAUAGAUCAGUGGUUCCUGAUUCAGGUACUUUAUCUGAGCUCCACAAUGGACUUUGCCAAUGUGGUAAAGAUCAAUUGGCAAUGAUCCUAUGCAAAAAGCUGGAAGAUAGACACCUGAUGCCAGAUGCAUUUGAUAAAUCUAAAACUAUCAGAUUCAGACCAGAAAAGGAGGGCAAGACAUUUUGAUACAACUUGUAGAAUUCCAUAUGCUCUGACGCUCAGGCUAUUACAAUGCUUUUCUUCAUGUCAAAAUUUCUGCUUUGAUCCUAUAUCUGGAAGCUUCCACUGACAGUGGUAUGGCAAUUGAGCAAGCAGUAGUUUAAUAUUUGGGAUAAGGGAAAAUUUGCAUGAAUGCAUCCUCCUAUCAUCUCCAAGUGGAAACUAUUCAGAUUUUGCUAUGGAAGAAUCAAGUGACUGACCUCGUUGAAACCAAUCAGCAUUGAUCCAUUGCCUGAGCUUGUCAUCAACAACCCCUUUGAGUGUUUUGCGAACUCUUUAUAUCUGGCAUUGCUGUUCUAAUGGAUGAAGAAAUUUGAGCAAAGGUAGCUUCUCUAUUUCUGGGCAGCCUAAGGACUACAUUUUUACAUCUGACCUCUUCCUGGCUCUGCAUGAGCUUAAAAAUUCAUAUAUUUGAUGGAAAAUUGUACCUUUUAUUGUUCAACCUGCAGGUGGGGGUUCAAUGUUGUUCUGUGUCAAUGGUCAGAUGAACUGUUAUUUUGUCUGAUUUAAAGACUAUCUGUAAGUAUAUCUAAGGAUGGCUUUAACAGUGCUAAAAUCAAAGAAAGUAAUAAAAUAACAAGCAAACGAGUGUAUUUAUAUAGUA
Molecule: messenger RNA, 2415 nt
Organism: Theobroma cacao (cacao)
Lineage: Eukaryota; Viridiplantae; Streptophyta; Magnoliopsida; Malvales; Malvaceae
Product: Tetratricopeptide repeat (TPR)-like superfamily protein
Molecular function (GO): protein binding
Source: RefSeq, a predicted model, not a curated record